AUGUUUAUCGGAAUAGCAGAAACCAAUAUUACCAACGCCACCAUACCACCAUUACAAGAAACAACAACUGAUAAUAAUUUCCCUGCACUGGUGGCUUGGGGAAUUGCGUUUCUGUGGCUGAUUAUUGCAAUUGGUCGGUGGUUAUGUAAUUCUAUAUGGAGUUUAUGGACAGGAGAUUCUACGCUGAGUGAGAUAUUAUUAGGCGAAGACGAUGAAGAAUAUUGGGACGAGACUAUUGUUUAG
Molecule: messenger RNA, 243 nt
Organism: Ambispora leptoticha
Lineage: Eukaryota; Fungi; Glomeromycota; Glomeromycetes; Archaeosporales; Ambisporaceae
Source: the annotation of a GenBank genome assembly